CUUUCCGCUUUUAUUUACAGUUUUCUACGUAGUUCACAAACUCCCUAUCAAUCAAUCAAAGUCAGCACGCGGUCCAGGCAAACUACUACGACCGAACCGAAGUAUCGACACUGACCGAGACGCUGUGCCUAACAGGUUUCAAAUAUUGAGCACACGACGAAAACACAUCCGCACUGUACCACCAACACGUCAGAACUUGGUAAGGCGUUUUCACCGAUCAACUCGCUCCGAUCUUGGUUCGGAUGGUUCGGCCUACAAAGUCGAUCCCUUAAAGUAGCCUUGGUUUUUUGAAGCGCGUAACCAAACGGCAACAAAAUGACGAUCUGUAAUCUGUACAUCUUCGACAAAUACGGAACACUGCUGUACUAUGGCGAAUGGAAUCGCCUUAAACACUCUGGCAUUACGAAAGACGAGGAAGCGAAGCUCAUGUACGGGAUGCUGUUCUCGAUCAAAUCGUUCGUUAGUAAGAUAUCACCGAUGGACCCCAAGGCAGGCUUUCUGCACUACAAAACGAACAAAUAUGCCCUUAACUAUCUGGAGCUACCUUCGGGCGUGAAGUUUGUGCUCAACACGGACAACACUUCGACAGGCAUUCGCGAGUUUCUGCAAACCAUCUACAACAAGCUUUGGGUUGAGUACGUCGUUCGGAAUCCGUUAUGGACGAUGGGCACGCCCGUCACGUCGGAUUUGUUCGAGGCGAAGCUGAACGAGUUCGUGAAGCAAUCGCCACUAUACGGUUCGAAGAUAAUCUAGAAAAGUUAGUAUCGCAGCUUUCUCCUUGGCUACAACAAAAAACAUGCCGAACGCCUUCGUGUAGCAUGUGCUUGGGCCCGACAAACUUGCGAUCUCAGAAGCUCUUCAACCGCCAAUAUUCCGACAUCCAGUCACGUAUGCUUCGAUAGUGCUUUUCGCGUGCCAGCACCACCGUUUCCGGAUCCUUCGGGUUCGAAGCACGCAGAUCGAUAUGAUGGGCGCCUUCUGGGAUGAGUAUGAUUUUAAUUUUAUCGUUGCUUGAACGCAGCACACCUCCUCCAGACCAUGGAUCAAGCAGGCCGUUGCUGAAAACAAUGUUCGUGAUGCUACUACUGCUGGGACGGGAGAAAGAAAAUAAAGGUGACAUGAGUGAUAGUGACAAUGUAGCAAAUCACACAAAAUACAUGUAACAAGAACUAAAGAUAGCAACGCUAUACUGACCUACAAAUUGUA
This is a messenger RNA of Anopheles bellator, 1206 nucleotides long. It is a transcript of the gene Bet5, whose product is annotated as trafficking protein particle complex subunit 1. The transcript has 3 exons. NCBI's taxonomy places the organism in Eukaryota, Metazoa, Arthropoda, Insecta, Diptera, Culicidae. The record is from RefSeq and is a predicted model, not a curated record. Gene Ontology annotation, cellular component: TRAPP complex. The coding region runs from base 316 to 753 and encodes 145 amino acids. Gene Ontology annotation, biological process: endoplasmic reticulum to Golgi vesicle-mediated transport.